Agrilus planipennis (emerald ash borer) is the source of this 530-nucleotide messenger RNA. Its product is annotated as probable RNA polymerase II nuclear localization protein SLC7A6OS. The transcript has 2 exons. Gene Ontology annotation, biological process: developmental process. The record is from RefSeq and is a predicted model, not a curated record. The annotation marks the transcript as partial. Lineage: Eukaryota; Metazoa; Arthropoda; Insecta; Coleoptera; Buprestidae.
CUAAAAACAGCAGGUAUAAAAUUAUAAACUGCCAGAGAUUGAAAAAUGAAAAUACUUCAACGAGUAGUUUGGUGAAUGAAGAACUGCAUUUUACUAUUUAUGAUAUUGAAAAUGAAAAGGAGAUCAACAAUUCCUCAGAAACUAAUUCAGAUUCAUACCUUUAUGAUUUGUAUUAUGCCCACUGGGCUGAAUUUCAAAAAGAUGUAGAAGACAAUGAGUUAAUAAGUGUAUAUCCAUUAAGUGAUCAACUGAUAUAUGGUUCAUAUAGAGACAAUGGAAUAAAUGAAAGAGAUACAGAUGAAAGUGAGGAUUCUAAUGAUGAAAAUAAUUGGAGGAAUGAUUAUCCCGAUGAAUCUGAUAUGGAAAGUGUUACAGAAGAUGAUAUGUUAAAUGCAGUAAAUAAGAUUAGUUUAGAUCAUGAAAAUAGUUUGUCAAGUGAUGAUGAUGAUGAUGACAUUUAUAAUGAUGAUAACGUAGAAAACACACAAAUUGAUACAGAUGAUGCUAACAGGUAUGGAAAAAUGUAUGCU